Messenger RNA from Fusarium venenatum, 945 nucleotides. RefSeq names its product mitochondrial carrier domain-containing protein. NCBI's taxonomy places the organism in Eukaryota, Fungi, Ascomycota, Sordariomycetes, Hypocreales, Nectriaceae. The record is from RefSeq and is a predicted model, not a curated record. Gene Ontology annotation, molecular function: S-adenosyl-L-methionine transmembrane transporter activity. Gene Ontology annotation, cellular component: mitochondrial inner membrane.
AUGACAGACAUCUAUAUAGCUGGUGCUAUUGCAGCAUUUACAGUAGACGUUUUGGUUUACCCUCUUGAUACUAUCAAGACUCGUAUGCAGAGUCAAGAUUAUAUCAAGACAUAUUCAGGGAGUUCGAAGAAUGUAUGGGCCAUAAGAGGGCUUUACCAAGGCAUCGGAAGUGUAGUGCUGGCUACUCUUCCAGCAGCUGGUCUGUUCUUCUCAACAUAUGAGAGCGCGAAAAAAGUCAUCGGCAAUGCGACACCACUACCACAGCCCUUGGUCCAUUCAGCAGCUUCAGGAGUUGCAGAAAUGGCGUCCUGCUUAAUCCUCGCACCAGCAGAAGUCAUCAAGCAGAAUGCACAAAUGCUGCAUAACGAUAGUCAUGGGGCCUCGAAGUCUGGAUCAUCAACAUCACUACAGGCUUUCCGUCAGCUGGCCGGUGAUGGUGCAUCCCGACGUCUGUUUACUGGCUACACAGCACUCGUUGCACGAAAUUUACCUUUCACAGCUCUUCAAUUCCCCAUUUUUGAGCACGUACGUUCAACAUACUGGACUUCCAAAGGACCUGAUAGUUCAGACCCAAGUUUAAUCGAAACAGGGUUGGUGACAGGUCUAAGCGCAGGAAGCGCAGGAUCAGUGGCAGCUUUCAUAACCACACCAAGCGACGUUGUCAAGACGCGGAUGAUGUUGAGUGCCGGUAAUCAGAACGAAAGUUCCACGCAGGGCCAGGGUGAAGUUGCGGCUAAGAUGGAGGGGAAACGCCCAAAGAAGGGAGCAUGGACCGUGUCCAAGGAGGUUUACCAGGAAAGGGGAGUUCGAGGCUUUUUCCGGGGUGCGGCUCUGCGGUCAUCAUGGACGAUGUUGGGAAGCGGACUAUACUUGGGGUCUUACGAGAUGGCCAAGGUCUGGUUGAGAAGAGGGAAACCGGGUGUUGAGGAUGAUGCUGUGCUAUGA